This is a messenger RNA of Anopheles darlingi, 2913 nucleotides long. RefSeq names its product dynein axonemal assembly factor 5 (gene Dnaaf5). Bases 5 to 2533 code for a protein of 842 amino acids. Gene Ontology annotation, molecular function: dynein intermediate chain binding. The transcript is spliced from 8 exons. Gene Ontology annotation, cellular component: cytoplasm. NCBI's taxonomy places the organism in Eukaryota, Metazoa, Arthropoda, Insecta, Diptera, Culicidae. Gene Ontology annotation, biological process: inner dynein arm assembly; outer dynein arm assembly; cilium movement. The record is from RefSeq and is a predicted model, not a curated record.
AUCAAUGGCGAACGACGAAGAGAAAAAGCUAUUUAUCGAUUCGUUCUGCACGAACGUACAAAAUCCUGAUCGUUCGGUUCGCCAACGUGCCCUCAAGCAGUUUGCCGGGGAUUUUCUGCCGAAACAACCAGCCACAGCCUAUUCCGCGCUGUUUGAUGCCACCUAUUUGCACCUGCUUCGUUGCUACAGUGACCGGUUCGAAUCUAUCAGGACGCAGGCGGUGGAAACGAUCGAUCUCAUGCUGUCCAGACUGCCGGCGAACGAUUUUUAUCUCGGCUAUAUCGUCCCGGUGCUCGCCAAGCGAAUUGGCCAGGCGGAGAUCAUUGAAGAUAGCGAAGAGCUACGCCACCUGCUACUGGAACAGCUCGAGCGAUUGGUGCAAAUGUAUCGCGAUCCGGACGGCACGGCUGGUGAUCCACUGCUGAAAGUGUUUGACGAAAUCGUCGAUAUCCUUAUCAAAACAUUACGAGAUCCUUAUCCGGCCGCACAGAAAAAAAGCUGCGAGAUAGUUAUGGCUCUCGGGACGGCGACACCGAGCUUACAUUACCGUGCGGAGGCGCUAGUCGCACCGGCGAAGACGGUUCUAUCACACCGUCAUUCCGCAAAUCGGAUAGUGGCUGUUGAAACGCUCGGAUUGCUAUCGCUGCAUAUCCUCUCGAAUGGAGACCGUAUAUCGGAGAUCAUCAUGGCCAUCUCGCCCUUACUGAUGGAUGAUGUACCGUACGUUAGGCGUGCCUGUGGACGAGUUGGAUGUCUGAUGUUGAUGAAGUUACGCGAUCGCUAUUCAUUCUUCCACCGUAUCUUGCCUUUGGUGUUGAAUUGCCUAACCGACGACACAGCCGAGGUGCGCGAUGAUAUCCUGGCCCGUUGGAAGGAAGCUGGUGAGCUGUAUUAUCUCGAAAAUGAAACGGAACUUUCUAAAGUCGCUCUGAUCGAGAAACUUCCCGAAGGAUAUCCGAUUGAUCGCUACACACGGCCUACUCUCGCCUGCCGCGCCAUCGUCCAGCGUAGCCUGCGUGUAGUUACCUUGGUACUGCGUGAGAUGGAAGAAUGGAAGGAAAAUAUUCGGUUACACGCGACUAAGCUUUUGAAGCAGAUCGUUCUGCAUGCAGAAGGUUCCUUUGCUACGCUGUACGCAGAGGUGAAUCCCGUGCUGGCGAAGGCUUGUAUGGAUUCGGACAAGUCCAUCGUCACGGAGGCAUUGAGCGUGUGUGAGUUGCUAGGGAUACUGUUGGAGUACGACACGUGGAGUAAGCAUGUGCUGCUUGAGUUCCGGAAGUUCCCAUGCCUCGGACAGCUGCGCUGCAUACGCGCACUUUACGCUCAUUGCGGCCAGUGUGAGCUGAAGCAAAAGGACAUCAAACUGUUCGCGGCCCUUCUUCUCGAUGUAGACGUUUGUCAUAAUCAGAAGGAGGACUAUCAGCACGAACUGUUGGAGUUUUGCGAAGUACUGGUGAUCGAUAGUCUGAAGGGACGUGAUCUCACGGCAAUGUUGGAAGAAAUUACGGUUAGCGAUGGUGGGGAUAGUGAGGAACAAUCGUUAGAAAGGAUGCUGUACACCGUCGUACUGAAGGUUGUUGCCUUUUGUUACGAAUCGAAGGAGACCAUUCGUGAGAAAGGACUGAAUGUAUUGAACCGCUUGGAUACCGAUAUCGAUAAACUACACGAAAUGCAUCUGGCUAGUGUUCUUGGCCGGAUCGGGCAUUUGGAAAGCGAACAUUCCGAUGCAAGCACUAGCCUUAUGCUGCUGUGUGGGAUUGUUUCAAUUUGCCGCUUUCAGGGAUCAUACUUUGAACCAUUGCGACAGACACUUGAGAAGGCCUUGUCUCAUGCGGCUCCGGAAGGAAAAGUCAAACUGUUUAGUGCAAUUUCCGUCGCAAUUCUAGGAUGGAAUGAGAAGAAUAACCAAGCGAUAGACGUUCAGCUAUCAUUACUGAAACCUUUUAUCGGUGUACUUAUUGCUCCAUACCUUGUUUGGGCUGCCGGAAGAAGCGCCGAAUCGAUUCGAGCAAUGGCAACUGCAUGCUUUGCCUCGUUGGCUCAAGGAGUGAACGUUGAUGUAUAUGCUGCAUUACUGCCCGGAUAUCUUAACGUCUUGGCUGGCCUUAUCGAGGAUAACAAUAUUGCUACUCGCGUCUACACGCUCAAGGCAUUGCUGCGCCUCGAGCCGUUAGAUUUGGAAUCGCUGAAGCUGCUGGCAUUUCCCAUCAUGUCGCGUCUGGACGAUCCCAGCGCCGAAGUACGCGAACUGGCCGCCAUCUGUCUCGGUUCGCUGAAGCUCAAAUCCCUCGCGGACGCAGAUGAGGGAACGUUCGACCGAUGGCAGGAGAUACUGAAGCAGAUUGUGUCGGUGAUGAUGCUGCAUCUCGAGCAUCCGGAAAUCAAACUGCGGUCGGCCAUAUUCGUUUCGAUGAAGCGGCUGUACGCUGACAACCGGGAGCUAAUCAGCCGCUUGGCUAAUGAAGUACCAUCGGGAUGCUCGUACAAGAAGGAUCUCCACCGCAUCACCGGCACUGCUGUCGAUGAACAGUAGACAAGAAGUGACCACCACCAUAACGCUGGGGCAUCCCAUUUCUCCCGCUUAGUAACAUCUCGAUUCAUUCCGUUUCGUCCGCAUGAUGCCGACCGAGCCGACAAUGGCUGCAGGAGAUAAUUGUUUCAAUUCCCCCCGGCAGACGGUCUUGCCAUCCUCGGGUUCGGGUUUGUGUUCCUUCAAUGGUACUUUUGUUCUCCUUUUUUGUGUGUCCAUUGGAUGUCCGGUUUCACUCACUGCACGAUGCACGCUGACUGGUGAUGAAAUCAAUCAGAAGAGCAUUAUAUUCCCGCGGGGUCCGGGAUUCUCUCAGAUACGAUGUAAUAGUAUGAGCCGCUACAAGACUCUUUGCUGCAUCUUCCAUUUCAGCGCCGUUGAGA